Molecule: messenger RNA, 2184 nt
Organism: Necator americanus (New World hookworm)
Lineage: Eukaryota; Metazoa; Nematoda; Chromadorea; Rhabditida; Ancylostomatidae
Exons: 7
Coding region: 1-2184 (727 amino acids)
Source: RefSeq, a predicted model, not a curated record
AUGCCAGCGAGCAUCAUAGUGGUCACCUUGCCCGACGACGCAUUCCUUUACACCCGAGUGUGUGAUGAAAUGAAAGCGCAUACAGUGGAUCUCGUCACUCGAACAGGUGUUCAGAAAUCAGAACACGAUGUGCCCGGAGAAUCAGGUAUUGACCGAUUCUGUAAGGAAGCUAUUCCUAGAAGAAAUCAACCAGAUAAGGAGGCAAAGUGCAGAAGAAGCGACGUACGACAGAUGAAUGACGCUACACUCGUCAUUCGUGGAGAGCAGGUUCAGUCGCGAAAUAUCCUGUCACCUCGUCUGGCCAUUCUCCGCCUCCGCCCUCUGCGCCGAAAAUCCAUCAGUAUCAUCAACUGCUACUCACCAACAUUUGCAGCUGGUGAAUCCGAAUUGGACGCGUUUUACGAGGAGCUGGAGGAAGUAGUCCGCAACGAGGAGUCCUUCUACAAAUUCGUUGUCGGAGACUUCAACGCAAAACUAGAAAAGGCCACAGAAGAGGAAUACAGGAUUGGAAGAUUUACACUAGGGGACCGGAAUGAAAAUGGCAAUCGUCUCGCCGGGCUGCUGUCCGCCGUUCGCCUCUUUCAUGGGAACUCUCUUUUCAUGAAAAAAGAUCAUCGUCGGUGGAUAUGGGAAUCGCCCAACGGUGCGACUAGUGCUGAGAUCGACUACAUACCAACCGGAGACUCCUUGUCCCAAGAUGGCUGGCACAUCGAAGAGGAUCCAAACGUGGACUACGAGAUGCUGCUCAAAGGGUUACGAGCCUGUGCUAAAUGUGCCUCGAAGCCGCGCACGACAAACUUGGAUCGAAUUUCGAAGACCACCAAGGAAUCGUUGGAAAGAAGAAGGGCUUUGAGGCUUGAUCCGAUCACAUCGCACAUUGAGUGGGGUAAGGGUGAACCACAAACAGUGUUCAACACCCAACUCUCCGACCGUCCAUACUUACUCACAGGAGAGAUCACUGUGAUGGACAAUGAGACAAAAGCCAUAUCCAAGGUAGAUGUUCUCCUCGAUACCGGAGCGGAAACAUCAUUUAUCGAGAGUUCACUUGCAGCAAAGUUACACCUUCCUGUACUCGAACAUAAGACAAUUAGACUGCACACGUUUGGAUCGAAAGAAACGAAGCAAGAAAAGUAUGCGCUAGUCAGAUUGGAAGGAUGGGAUGACGAAGAAACUUUGCAUUCAUUAGAUCUGUUGACUUAUGAGGUUUUGACUAGGUCUUUUUCAUCACUGCAACUGUCGGUAGAGGAUCAGAGUUUCCUGAACUCCCUCGACAUUUCGCUACCUAUACGAAAAGAUAAAAAAAUUGUCAAACCUCUCAUACUCCUACAAUGUGAUCAGUUGUGGUCAUUCAUGAGGUGCGACAAAUCAGCAAUACCUUUGCCAUCAGGAUUUUAUCUUUUGCCAACCAAGCUAGGACCCAUAAUAUCAGGAAAAGCGAAGUCAAUAACAUCCAAAACGGCUCAGUCAAUGACAUGCCAACUGAUUCAAGUUUCUCCUUAUGUAAAUGACAUCAGUCACUGGGAUAGUACCCGGUCCAUGGAUGAUGCUGGUGAAACUCAAGCCACUACGAUAAGAGCUACAGUGUCAGACAUAACCGAGGAAGAAAGGGAGAAAUGGGAUCAAUAUUGGACAAUGGAUAAAGCUGGGACUGAAGGACUCGGCAAUACCGAGAAAGAGGUUCGUGCUGCACUAGACGAAAAAGUUUGGAAAUUCUUCAACCACACAAUCCAACAGAAAGAAGACGGAUACUACGUCCCCCUUCCUUGGAAAGAGCGAUAUCAAUACCUUUCGGACAAUGAAGCACUCGCCCAGAAACGUCUAGUCAACGUAUGGGCUUUAUUACGAAAGGAUGUGAACAUUCUGAAUCAAUACAAUAACGUGUUCCAAGAACAACUGGUUAACAAUAUAAUCGAAAUAGUGGACGAAACAGCACCAACUCAAGGAAAUCAAGUCCACUACAUCCCUCAUCAGCCCGUCUUUACUCCGAACAAAGCGGCAACCAAGCUACGGGUAGUUUUCGAUGCGUCGGCACACUAUAAAGGAAUCGGACAAAUCGCAAUAAUAUCGCAUGUAGAGAAGGCUUUUCUGCAAGUACGAUUACGAGAAGUAGAUCGUGAUGUAACUCGAUGUCUCUGGCUUAGAGACCAUAACUCGUCUCUGGACCAUACACUGGACAAUAUCUAA